AUGUCUAUCAGAUUUAUCAAUAUUAUAAGUUAUAAUGUCAUAUCCUGGAACUGUACAAAAUUUAAUAAAUCAUGUUUUAAAGCACGCGCCGUGUCCAUUCCAUUUUUCCCUACUGAGUUCAAGUGGUUAAUGAUGUCCCCUGGCUUGUACCUUCUUACUGUGGUUAUUAUAGGUCCUGUCCUAGCCUCAGCUAGUUACAAUAAUGUCAGCAAGGAUCAAGUUAUCAUCGCUGGUCUCUUUGCGUAUAAUCUUAGCGAGGUUGCCCCGGACAGGCUGCACAUGGAUAGGACCGCCAACGGUUCUGUUGUAGAACUGGCUGUUAACAUGGCCCUCUCUGAGUAUAAUGAGAGUCCUUUUUCUCAACUCAGGCUCACUCUGUGGCCUUACAGCACAGAAUGUGACCCUGCUAGAGCAGUCUGGAGCCUCACUGACGCCCUACGGAGGACUGAUCGCUCCGAACCUCUUGUAAUCCUGGGCCCUCCUUGCGAGGACUCGACGAACGAGCUAGUCAGACUUACCUCUAGUUCAACUAACAUCUUAACUGUCUCCUAUGCUUCCACUACACCACAACUCAACAACGCUACUAUUUUCAGGAAUUUUUUUCGGACUGUUCCCUCUUUUACUAACCUCAAUGAUGCACUUAUUAACCUUCUUGGUUAUUUCAGCUGGGAGAAUGUCUGCCUCAUUCUCGAGUCCCAUCCUUACUACAAUACAGCAGCAGAGGCUCUGAGUGCAAUGAACCUCACAAUUGUCGAGUCCAUACCUCCUGCUCUCCUCCAGUACAUCACAACGAAUAGCUACUGUCACAUAUUUUUAGUUUAUUCUCAGCCCGAGUAUCUACCGAAUAUCCUCUGCCAGGCAUACAACAACAGACUCAUUGGUCAGUACUAUCAAUGGAUAUUCGUGGGAAACACUGAGAUCAGUGAUUUGACAGCAGAGGUGGAUAGCAUCAACUGCUCUUCGCAAGAGCUUCUCACUGCUGCUCAAUCUUCUUUUGUUAUUGGUUUUGAUGAUGACGCUAAUAAUGAUGACCCCUUGGUCGGUAUUAGUAGAAGCAAAUUUAACAAUUCUCUGUUGAACGUGUCUGGGGUAAGUGCUACCAGUAAUGAUCUUUCUGUAGCUGCUUCUGCUUACGAUGCAAUGUGGGCCAUUGCAAUAUCACUUAAUAAUUCUGUAAACAGGCUCAAGGAAAGAAACCAAACCAUUAACGAUUAUCUACCACUGGCAAACAAAGACGUUUCUGCUACUCUCUUUAAUGAAUUUCAAUCAGUUAACUUCCGUGGAGUGUCUACCAUGGUAAACUUUACUACCAUGACACACAAUACGCUAAAGCCAAUCAAAAUAUCCCAAGUGCAUCAGAAUUCAUUAGUAGCUAUUGGACUAUACAAAACUGAUACCAAACUGAACAUGGAUUAUUUCGGUCAUCAGGUACAAUGGAUUGGAGAUGGGCCACCUCGAGACAGUCCAGUGUUUAUUAAUGAGAGUGUCCCACUGUGGGCUCAGAUAAUCAUGUUUACCGUAAGUGGAAUAGGAGCUCUUGUUCUCUCUUUCUUUCUUGUCAUCAAUUUGUGUUUCAGAGAAAAGAAAGUUAUAAAAGCAUCAAGUCCACACAUUAACACUUUGAUUCUUGUCGGUUGUCUCCUGGGGAUUCUCUCAGUUUCCGUCUACACGCUCUCGUCUAUUGAGAGCAUAGUGACCGACAUUCGCUCCAUUUUCUGCAAUUCAACACUCUGGCUAGUAAAUAUAAUGUUUACUCUAUCAUUUGGUGCUCUCCUUGCCAAAACAUGGCGUGUCGGUGCAGUUUUUCGUAACCCAUGGUCAAAGAGACGCAUAUACAAAGACUAUGUAUUAUUUUUGAUAGUCCUCGUGCUGCUCGCUGUUGACGUCCUCAUACUGACAGUAUGGAUGCUAACUUCUCCUCUGUACAUCUCGGUGAGGAUGAUACAGAGUCCUAGUGCUAUUACGGAGCUCUCGUUUUGCAGUCUCUCGGGAGAGGGGGUUUUCUUUGGCAUAUUGCUAAUGGUGUACAAGUCCUUCCUGUUAUUACUUGGCUGUUUUCUUGCCACCCAAACUAGAGGAAUCAAAGCAACACUUUUCAAUGACUCAAGGUUCAUAGCCAUAGCUAUAUACAUAGUGUUUCUUAUAGUAAUCAUUGGCCUACCGAUGGCCAUAUUCUUCCUGCUAGGCCGGUACAUUUUGCUUAGUUUCUUUGCUAUAACUCUGACCAUCACUGGGCUAUCCUUCACC
Molecule: messenger RNA, 2247 nt
Organism: Amphimedon queenslandica
Lineage: Eukaryota; Metazoa; Porifera; Demospongiae; Haplosclerida; Niphatidae
Product: gamma-aminobutyric acid type B receptor subunit 2-like
Exons: 1
Biological process (GO): G protein-coupled receptor signaling pathway; gamma-aminobutyric acid signaling pathway
Cellular component (GO): membrane; G protein-coupled receptor heterodimeric complex
Molecular function (GO): G protein-coupled GABA receptor activity
Source: RefSeq, a predicted model, not a curated record